GGGUUAAGUUUCCCUCCUCUGCCGAGAGUUUAUCCCUCAUAAUGGGAUGUGCCACCGAGUCGCUCUGCUGCUCUAAGCUACAUCAGGUCAACAUAUUCAGCUCGAGAGGCGGCGCAUCAUGGGCUGAGCCUAUUUGCAGGGAAAUGAGCUGUGGACUCGGUGCCGCUCAGUGGUUGUGAUUUCAUCGAUGAGGAGCAGAUCGCCUCAGACGCAGACAUGGUGACACGUGGAUUAUCGUGGGUGAGAUGACCCGACGGCCGCCGGGUGGAUUAGGUGGUCGCCUCGCUCGCGUGUGUGCGUCGGGGUCCGCGACGAGCUCCGUUUUCGUUCUCACUCCGGGACCCGGCGAUGCGCUCAUUAAAGGAAACGGGUUUCGCAGACAUCCGGAAAACGCAUCCAUGCGCCACGGCCGCUCCGCAUCCCGAUAUGCUCACGACAGCACAAAGCCUGGCGUCAGGGAGCUCCCAUAAGAAAACGCACAUGCAGAUCGGCAUGGGUGCGUCGGCGCGGUUAUGUCGCGGUAUGUUGUGCGGGUGAGGCCUUGGAGCGCAGUUGUGCAAUGAGACACGGGAAUGGGAAUUACGGGAAUUAUGAAAUAGACUUUAUUGAUACAUGAUCUGACAAUAUGGCUGAUCAGAGCAACAUUCAGUCGGCCGCCUCCAAGAGCAUCAGGCCCUUUAAAUCCAGCGAAGAAUACCUGUACGCUAUGAAGGAGGAUCUGGCUGAAUGGCUGAACACCCUCUACGAUCUAGACAUCACUGCGGACACCUUUAUGGAUGGGCUGGAGACGGGCUGUGCCCUCUGUCGGCACGCCAACAAUGUGAACCGCGCCGCGCAGGACUUCCAGAUGGAGUACCCGGAGGCUGCACGGUCCAUGAAGAUGCCAUCUAAAGAUGUUGGCUUUCAAUCGCGCAACGUCGUCCCCGGCUCGUUCGUGGCGCGGGACAAUGUCUCCAAUUUCAUCGCCUGGUGCAGGCAGGAGCUCUGGAUCAAGGACGUCCUCAUGUUUGAGACCAACGACUUGGUGGAGAAGCUCAACGAGAAGAAUUUUGUUCUGUGCCUCCUCGAGGUGGCGCGACGCGGGUCCAAGUUCGGCAUGCUGGCCCCGAUGCUGAUCCAGCUGGAGGAGGAGAUCGAGGAGGAGAUUCGGGAUCAGCAGAGCCAGCUGAUCGAUAAUCCCGGGGAGCCAGCAUCGUCGGCCAGCGAGCAGAGCUCUCCGAGCAGGUGUUUCAGUCGAAAGGAGAGUGUGACUUGUAGCCACAGUGUGGAGGAUGAAGAGGAGGCACCUGACCCCGAGCCCUUCAUCUGGCAGCCGAAGAGAGUUUUAUGUGACAUGCGAAAUCUGGAUGAAUUGGUGCGUGAGAUUCUGGGACGGUGUUCCUGUCCAGCUCAGUUUCCUAUGAUUAAGGUGUCCGAGGGGAAGUACAAAGUCGGAGACUCCAGUGCGCUGAUCUUCAUCAGGGUCCUUCGUACUCAUGUGAUGGUGCGUGUCGGAGGGGGCUGGGACACACUGGAGCACUAUUUGGACAAGCAUGACCCAUGUCGCUGUGCUGCUUUUGCUCACCGCUACCACCAGGCUAAAGCUAGUGGCCAAGGUCAGGGGGCUCAGAGCAAGUCCUCCAGCGCACACUCCUCCCGCUCCACCAGUCCAGGCCCACAUUGGCGUAAUGAAGGCAUCGCGCCGUACAAGCCUCCUGACAGGCGCUCGCUGGAACCUCUCAACGCUCCGUCUGCCUCUUCCUCGCGGCCGGGCCGAUCACAGAACUCUUCUGGCCACGUGGAGGUGGACUCUGGUGUAGCGCGUGCUCUGCUGCCACGCCCGCCACGGGACCGCUCUGAACCACGGCACUUUAAUCCUGCCAGGAAUAAGGAGGGAAUAUUACCAGUGACAAGACGUCUGUCUGGAGACAGUGACUCUUCUACAGCCUCCUCUAAAGGAGGAGGAGGUGGGGGACGGCUUGGUGGCGCUUCGCGGCGCUCCGGUGACGAGGUCGUGCUGCUCGUCAAUCGCAAGGAGGGGAAGCAUAUGAUUGAGAGGCCAGGAGCUGGAAGUCAGAGCCCGUCCCUGCGUCCCUCGCUGCCUCGUGCACGCAGCCAAUCACGGGAACGUUCUGGACUUGCUCCAAUACUCAAACCCAACCCACCGCAGGGAUCCUCCGAAGGUACGCGACCGCCUCGCACAGAGAGGGGCCGCUCUCUUGGAACCGAGGGCCCAAGGAGGCUCCACGCUGGACGUUCCCACAGCCAGAGUAAAUUAUCUAGUCGUACUCGGUCCAGCGAUGCCAGCCCCGGACCCGCACUUUCCUGCAGAGACCCUCAGCCCCCACCUACAGACAGGCGAGAGGACAUUCGGGCAAAACAAGUGCCUCCAUCCUCUCCCAGAGUGGGUGGUGGAUUCGCCAAGAGACAGUCAUCCUCAUGUUCUAACUCGCCCGUUAAAGGAGUCCAGAGCACUAACAGCAGCCCCAGCAAAAAGACUAUAACUACUCCCAGACCUCCUGCUCCUCGAUCUCCCUCCAUAGGAAAAGGCAGACUUCUGCCGCCUGUCUCCUCCGGAGGGCGACGCUCCCCACACUCAACUCCUCGCAACACGCAUCAUCAUCACGUCGCCCGCUCUCCUCGGAUUCCACAAGCUCCUCGCUCUGCUGGCCGAGGCCACCCUAGAAACUGGUCUGGCCUGGAGCACCAGGAGUGCGAGGAGGAAGGUUUGGGUAUUGACUUCCAAAUGCUGCCGACAUUAGACCCCCAGAAGGAGCAGGACCUGUAUCGCAGUUUUGAGGCUGAGUUUCUGGCCAAUACACAGCAGUCCAGAGGAGGGUCCAUCAAACCUCCAGGAGGACCAAACAUCAGGGGGCCUGGGACCCACUUAGUGCCAGCGCUCACUGAUCCUAAUGUCACUGACUCUGCCUAUUCCUCUUCUAACUCCUCCACCUCCUCCUUGAAUGUGGGGGCAAAAAUAGGAACUCUGCCUGACCUCAGGGAAUCCAAGAGAAACAACCCCCGUCACUUCCCAAUGGAGAACUCCUUAAACUUAAUUUACGGACACAACUUUGGAGGACACAUAGGCCAUGGGGACACUGAACACUGGGGGGAGCGUGGAGGGGGUCUCAAGAAGCUCCCAGCCAUCUCUAGCUGCAUGGAGGAGAGGGAAAUUCCAUCUUCCCUGCCUGGUCUUGUAGACACAGAUUCAGGCGAGUUGAUGAAUCAGAUUCCCUCUCAAUCUGCUUUCCACUGUAGGAAUAUGAAUGGGGACCUUGGAGGUUGUCCUCCAACAGGGGAGCUCACAGGUCUGCGGGGUCAGCUUGGCUGGGGCACACGGCCUGAAGGAGAAGGAGAUGUUCCUCUGGAAAAUCAUCAGCCAAACCUACCUUAUGACCUAGAAAAUGGCGACGGGAGUGACGACCUCCCGCCUCCAGAGGCUUGUCCAUCACCUGUCGCCCUUCCCCCUUCAGAGGACUGCUCUUUCCAGGAUUCUUCAAGUGAAAACUCUUCCAUGUGCUUCAGCUUGAGCGAAUCCCGCUCCGAGUCCCCCCAGCCAUCUUCACCCAUCACUAACGGGAACACAGGCGGAGAAGUGCUGCAGACUAAAAAAGUGCAAAAGAAGGCAAACAAGGUAAACUCGAUCCCUAAGCACAAACCGGGAGCCAGGUUCAGGCCUCGCACCGACAACAGGCCAGAAAACAGCCCGUCACGUAUCCCGACCCCUGUCAGCUACAGAGAUCUGCAGGCUCACAACCCACUCUCCCCCUGCCACACCCCGCCGCUGUCCCCCAGCUCCCAUCGUCCUGGCCGUCCAGCCACGUGCAAGAGCCUGCACCAGGCUUUCGCGGAUAUGAUCCAUCCUCAGCCCCGUUCUCCAGCCAUGGGCAACAAAGAUUGCUCCUAUGCUGGACAGUCAAACAGCCUGGACACUGAAGCUUGGAUGUAGCACAAAAGUUAUGGUGUAUUGUCAUGAACUUUAACUACUGUGUAAAAAAAAAAAAGGACUUAAAGACGGGGCUAUAGAUGGAUUUUAUUGCAUGUCAAACACUCUUUCUUUUCCUUUUAGUUUCACCCCUUAAUUACUGCAAGGGGUUCACAUUGCUUUUUUUUGCACUCAAGCCAAAUUAUUUAUUGUUACCAAAGGAAUGGUCUUUUAUUGUUACUGUAAUUUUAACGUGUGCAUGGGGACGCUUAUGCCAAUCAUAAAGGUGUUUUUUUAUUUAAGAGACAAGAAAUUCUCACAGUUGAUAAACAGAGAUAGAGAGAUAGCAUAUGUGCUGCCAUGUGCCCCACUAAGGGGCAUGGUAAAGUGCCAGGGAUUUAUAGCUGCAACUCUACAUUGUAAACACUAAACCUUUAGUGAGAUGGAUUGGCUCCCUCUUGUGGUUUGCCAUAGUUUCUCUGCUUGCCUUCGAUAGUCUAAGUACUGGUAUGAAGACUGUGACAGUCUCUCCACAUUAGUGGUCUUCAUUUAUCACUGAGUAUACUCUCAUUUACAAUACACUAAUAGGUAACAUAGACAAAGUUACACCCAUUAGUUGCCUGACUUUAUGGAUAUGACACACACUACAAAUUUCUGUACAGUUGUCCGAUGUGGUUAAUGUCUACUUUUCACAGACAGUUGAUGUAGUUCAGAUAGAUAAUAUUUUAUUGUUUUAAAUGCUUAAUGUGUUAUUCAUGAUUAUUUUUAAUGCAGUAAUUUACCCUUCUACUUUUAAGUGUAAAAAACAAAACAAAGAGGAGCGGUGAAGGUUAUAUUUCUUUGUGUCAUCGUCACUGAAAUAGAAAUGUUAAGAACUCUUCCUCCGACCAAACUGUACUCUGGAAUACGACGCUAAUUAUACAUGCGCGGAAGCCCCACGCUUUGGAGAAUGAAUGUGUAAAUACACGUUAAUGCGCUCACUGAGAGAUGUGGGCAUUUUGUAUAUAUGAGGACAUGGAAAAUACACUUUAAUGUACAUUUUCACUGUAAUAAUAAGUUCUGUGCUGCCUUAGCUAUGCAAUAUUGGUGUUUGAAAUGCCUUGACGAUUCCCUUUGCCUUAAAAAUGUAUUUACAUGUUAGUUUUUGAAUGUUUUGCUUAACGUCACUAAGAUUUAUUUAGUAACACUACAUUUCCAUCAGCUGUUUAUGUUAAUAGUAAUUGGACAGUUUGCCAAUAUUGCCAAUUUAAAUUAUGGAUUAUUAUUGAUAUAAAUGGACAAUUCACAACAAAGAUAUAUAAUUUAUUGCUUAUGAAUCCCAGAAAUACCAGAAGGCAGAUAAAGUGGUUAAUUUGAAUGGAACAAUCUGGUGGUGACAUCUAGUGGCAAAAGAAAGCCAUGUUUUAUUCACAGUAAAAAAACAAAAAAACAAACAAACAAAAAAAACCAUAUAUUUUUUGGCACGUUUCCCUUUCUUCCAUAUGUCCGGAAUUAAAAGCCCCGGUGCUGAUUUGAAUCAGUACAGCUAAUUGCAAUGUUAUGAUAUGUCGAAAUUGGAUGGAUGAGGACGGGCUUUAACUUGAGAGUCUGUAUGUGUGCAAAAGUGCAUGAAUAAUGGAUACCGUAACUGGAUAUUAAGGUUUCCUUGUGAAGCCCUUGCAGAGUUGUUAUCAGUAUGAGAGGCCAGACUCCAGCUACAGAGCUCAUAGGACUCUGUCUGGUAUUUAACAGGUGUGGACUUUGUAAAAUAUAUUUGAAAGUUGAAAAGUUUGUGGCGUUAGUGACCUGCAGAAAACCCAAAACAUUUUGCUAUGAGGGAAGAAAAUUGACAUUUGUUUUUAUUAAUAUUUCUCACUGGAAAAUACAAAAUAAUAAUAAUAAUUUAAGUUUAUUUCUGCAGACACUACAGUGAAUGGGCUGAAAUGAAAGAGUGUGUAUAUCGUUGUGUACAUACUUUACUGUAUGUAAAUAUGUACAGAGUUGGAGUAAAGAGGGGAGUGAUGUUGGUCUAAUUUAUUUAUUUAUAAAAUCAAAUCUCCACAGGCUCAAGUGUCCCAGGUAUAAGUGAUAAAUCUAAAUGAAGUGGAGCACAAUUAGAAAUGUUGCCACAGACUGGAAUGGUAAACUAAUGUAAACAUAUCUGGGCCAUUUCACAACAUUUGCAAAUAUGGUGAACUGAUUUUAAUGCUGUUUGAGCUACAUGGAUUGAAUGUGUAACUGGUUAUCAGUUUCCUGUGUAUAAACAGAUUAUAACAUUUAUUUUAAUCAUUCUAAUUUUAAUUUGUUUUGACCUUGUUUGAAAAUAUCUGUAUUUGAUUAACUGGAGUUCAUCUGUCAGCUUCAUGGACGGCUUCAUAAAAGCACAUUGGUCAUCAAGUUUUAAAAAAUAUGAUUGUCCUGAACAUAUUUUGCUCUUUGUCCUGCACAACAUUUUAAUAAAAUUAUCUCUCUUUUCUUUUCCCCAAUCAGCAAAAUCUGAAUGAUUGUGAUUAGACAAAUUUUUCAUUUGCUUAUGUCCUUUUCACUAAAACUUCUUUUAAAUGUACAGUUUGCUUAUUGUGGAUUUUGUGUGUAUGACAUAGCAAUACUGCAACAUUUCACUCUUUUUGAAGUAAAAGAAAUGCUGUCAAGUUGUUCUUGUAAUAAAUAUUUUUCUUCUGAAGUUCGUGGGUUAGCUCUCAUCAGAUUUUCUUGCGCUCGCAGCGGUGUACAGAGCCAUGUAUGGAUUUGCUUGUCGCAGAAAAAGCCAAAAUGUGAUUUACUAUGAUUUUGUACUUGAAAGAAAAUGUCUUUGUUGCAUAAAAUGUAAAAUACUGUAACCAUCCAAACUGUCAGUAAAUCCAAUGAACUUUUA
Mugil cephalus (flathead mullet) is the source of this 6758-nucleotide messenger RNA. RefSeq names its product growth arrest-specific 2 like 1 (gene gas2l1). The coding region runs from base 626 to 3928 and encodes 1100 amino acids. The transcript has 5 exons. The record is from RefSeq and is a predicted model, not a curated record. NCBI's taxonomy places the organism in Eukaryota, Metazoa, Chordata, Actinopteri, Mugiliformes, Mugilidae. Gene Ontology annotation, molecular function: microtubule binding; cytoskeletal adaptor activity; actin filament binding. Gene Ontology annotation, biological process: actin crosslink formation; microtubule bundle formation; protein localization to microtubule plus-end. Gene Ontology annotation, cellular component: stress fiber; actin filament; cytoplasm.